UGGAAGUCCCACACAGUGCCGUCUGAACAUCUUCGGCAUAUUUUUAAAUUUCUGUAAUACUUUCUAAAUUUGAAAUAGCCAAAAUUUUCGCCAGUGUGGCCGGUUUGAUAACGACCAAUCGAAAGCUCUUUUCCGCCAGUCUUCAAUCGGCUGUGGGCAUUUGCAGUCCGCUUUUUGUAACGCAGGUUGAGAGAUCGAAGAUCAUCCAGCUGUUGCGAUGAACCGUCGCCUUCCCGGAACCAUCAGCCAGUGCCAGAGGCUUCUCCUAGCCACCCACAACCAUGCUCCAACGGCCUUCUCCGCCAGAUUCCUGUCCACAUCUAGAGUGAACCGCGAGCGACAAGAAUGCCAAGUGUUGGUCGUGGGCGGUGGCACCGGUGGGUGUGCCAUGGCCGCCAAGUUGUCCUCACGCUUGGGCAGCGACAAGGUGGUCGUCCUGGAACCGGAAGAUAAACAUUACUACCAACCCAUGUUCACCCUGAUUGGAGGGGGUAUGAAGAGAUUGGAUCAGAGUCACCGGCAAAUGGCUGAUGUGCUGCCCAAAAAGGCCAAGUGGGUGAAGGAGAAGGCGCUGGAGUUCGAUCCGGAUAAUAAUACGGUUAGCACCUCUGGUGGCAAGACCAUCAAGUAUGACUUUCUGAUCAUCGCCACCGGAUUGCAACUCAAUUAUGAAAAGAUACCUGGACUGGUGGAGGCCCUGGAGACACCCGGCAGUAAUGUUUGCUCCAUCUACUCGCCCAAGUACGUGGAUCAGGUGUACGAGUGUCUGCGCAGGACCACCAAAGGAAAUGCUGUAUUCACCUUUCCCAAUUGCCCCAUCAAGUGUGCAGGUGCACCACAGAAAAUCGCCUACAUAUCAGACCACUACUUUAGAAAGAUGGGUCGUCGCGACAACGUCAAUAUCAUCUAUAACACAUCGCUUCCCGUGAUUUUUGGAGUUAAGCAUUAUGCAGAGGCGCUGAUGAAACUGAUCAAGAGGAGAAAUAUCACGCUAAAUGUCCAAAGAAAUCUCGUUGAAGUCAGACAUGGCGAUAAUAUAGCCGUGUUCGAGGAUCUAGCAAAUCCAGGAGUGCACUAUGAGGAAACGUACUCCAUGCUCCAUGUGACUCCCCCGAUGAGCGCUCCGGAUGUGGUGGCCAACUGCAAGAAGCUGGUGACACCCACAGGCUUUGUGGAUGUCGACCAGAUGACGCUGCAGCACAACAAGUACAGCAACGUGUUCUCCAUCGGCGACUCGGCGUCCAGUCCCAACUCGAAGACUGCUGCGGCGGCAGCUGCCCAGUCACCGGUUGUGUUUAGGAACGUGAUGGCGGCGAUCGAGGGCAAGGCGCCAACGGAUAUCUACGAUGGCUACUCGUCCUGCCCCAUCGUCACCGGCUACAGCUCCUGCAUCCUGGCGGAGUUUGACUACAACCUCACACCCGUGGAGACCUUCCCAUUGGACCAGUCUAAGGAGCGGUACUCCAUGUUCUUCAUGAAGAAGGAGCUGAUGCCUCUGCUUUACUGGAAGCUCAUGAUGAACGGGUAUUGGAACGGACCAGCACUUAUGAGGAAAAUAUUUUCAGUUUUAAAGUUUAAUAAAAAGUAAUUGGGACCUCAAA
Drosophila yakuba is the source of this 1601-nucleotide messenger RNA. It is a transcript of the gene Sqor, whose product is annotated as sulfide:quinone oxidoreductase, mitochondrial. The record is from RefSeq and is a predicted model, not a curated record. NCBI's taxonomy places the organism in Eukaryota, Metazoa, Arthropoda, Insecta, Diptera, Drosophilidae. Bases 218 to 1588 code for a protein of 456 amino acids. The transcript is spliced from 7 exons. Gene Ontology annotation, molecular function: sulfide:quinone oxidoreductase activity; FAD binding. Gene Ontology annotation, cellular component: mitochondrion.